AUGAAUAUGGAUAAUCUCCGUAAAUUAACCAUUAAACAACUUUCCAAUGUGCGAAGUCUUGAAAAGGCCAAUAUGGUCAACUUGGUCAAGAAACGUUAUCUCAUAAGCCUGGAACUGGACUGGAAUGUUGCAAAUAAUCCUGAUGAUGAUGCAAGUAAUCCGGACCUUGAUCAACCUGUUCUGGCAGCUCUACAACCCUAUCCUACAAUUAGAGAACUCACCAUUAGAGGGUACAAAGGGGGUAGGCCUGCACCAUGGAUGGAUACUUCUCUUUCUCUCCUUGGAAAUCUUCAACUUAAUGCUUGUACAAGUUUGGAAGAGCUGCCCUCUCUAUGGAAGUUGCCCUGCCUUAAGUUUCUGAAAUUGAAUGAAAUGAAUGCAAUAAGAAGUUUGGGUUGUCACUUCUCUAGCCAGAUCGACAUACAAUUUCCAGUUUUAGAGCAACUUGGAUUUUAUGACCUUCCCCUCUUGGAGGAAUGGAAUGGUGCGGAUGACUAUAUAUGGUUCCCUCAUCUCAAAAGCUUCAAAAUUUGUGACUAUCCCAAACUAAAGAAAAUUCCUGACCUCCCGUUGUCUAUAAAGAAUCUCACACUGGAAAAUUUGGGUUUAGAAGCUCUUCCACGAUCCUACAACUACAAGUGUUCCAAUGGUUCUAGGACAUUUGGAGGAUUUCAGCGGCUGAUGAUGUCCCUCGAGACCCUUCAAAUUUCUGAGUGUCCAAAAAUUGUGCAGAUUGGAUUAAUCGACGAAGAUGAUGAUCAUCUCCUUCCGUCGUCACUGAAAGAACUUACACUUUCAAUUCUUUUCAAAGAUGAUGAUUUGGCAAGUUAUCUACAAGGUCUUACUUUGCUCACUGGCUUAUCUUUAUAUUUUUCUCCGGGCGUGGAAUCACUUCCUUUAGCAAAUGAGCUGGAACAUCUGACUGCACUUCAAAGGUUGUAUAUCAAGAGUGGUGAAACCUUGACUUCACCAGGAGGCUUAUAUAUUAUAAAAUCUCUUACAUCUUUGAGCAUUUCUGAUUGUCCGAAAUUCCUCUCUGCUGCUGAGGUUGAGUCAGAGGAAUUUUUAAAAGACAAGACAAGGAAGCAUGCGGUAUCAUCUUCCUCAGUUUUUGAUCACUCUGCAAGUGAUAAGGUUACUAGCAUCCUUCCCUCCUCCCUUGAAUAUCUAUCUUUUACAGACUCUGGCAUUUCGCAAGAGUCAUUGGGUCGAUGUCUUCAAGGUCUUUCCUCACUGAAAGAUUUGAAAGUAUCAGGUUGCCAUCGUUUGGUGUCUCUUCCCAACAUAGAGUAUCUGCAUAAUCUGACAGCGUUGCAGAAAUUGAGGAUUUAUGAUUGUAAAGAAUUAUGUGAAUUGGAGUCAUUGACGGGACUUGCCUCCCUCAGAAUAUUGGAGAUUAAGCGCUGCUCCAAAUUAGCAACAACAACAGAACAAAGUGCCACAAAGAAAAAGAAGGGAGCAUUACCUUCACUUGAAGACAUUGAUAUCGACGACAUCUUCUAUCUACCCAUGAUACCGAUUUCAGAAAAGCUAAAGACCCUUUAUAUCAUAAGUAGUGACAAAGAGCUCACUUGUUUCCCUUCUGAGAUAGAGGAGUCGUUGUUGCAAUAUCGGAAGUCUCUGGAAAAUUUACAUUUGUAUCGGAUGUCUCAUCUGCAAUCUUUACCCGCAAGUUUGGAGAGCUUUUCAUCGCUCAAGUUUCUUCGUAUACAUUCUGCUCCAGAACUCAAGUCACUGCCCAGGAUGCCUGCCUCCUUGGAGAGACUGACAAUUUAUGGAUGCAGUGCAAAGCUUGAGAAGCGUUACCAAAAGAACAUCGGUCGGGACUGCCCUAACAUCAAGUACAUUGAAAUUACAGCUGACAAAGAGGACAAGGCCGAGGCUCAAGUCAAUUGCAACUGGGUCAGCAGCAGACUUUGGCGUUCCGCAUGAUCAUAUAUAUGUAAUACCAACUGCAGGAGCUGGUCAUUCAUCAAAAGGGCAAGUUAUCAUUUUUGAACCAAAUCUCUUUGUGCUUUAAGCUUUUCUUUCCAUUCAUUUUGAAAAUAAACCAUAGAGAGAUUAAAUAACCCAUUCCCCGAUAAUCCUCUCCUUGGGUGUUGUUUUCCACACUUCUAUAAAACACAACUAAUUGCUAAAGAGAUUGAUGCUUCUGUUAAAGUUGCAAAAGUAUUACAGAAAUUUGAUGAUGUUCUUGGGAGACUAAGGGCGUGUGUGAAGAAUUGGAAUCCCACUGCUUCGGAUGUUAUUAAAUUUGAAGAGAAGCAAUCAUGACUGGCUAUACAUAAUAUAGUCUCAUCUUCAGAAUUGAAAUGCUUUCAAUAUUUUCAUUUUACACUUAUUUUUAUCAUUCUAAAUUACAUCCGCAUUUUGAUUGUAAAAUAACAAUCUUGGAUGAAGACUUAUAAUCGAGUAAAUAUAUAUUUUUAUGUUAAUAGCAUAUCAGAUGGACUGAAGCGCAAGGUAAGCUAGAAGGACUUGAUCCGUGGAUACCUGAUCAAAUGUGGAAGCACUUUACCAUUGCAUUGUAGACACUCUAUACUUGAUCGAACUUGACGAGGAAGAACCAAUCAAAUACACAAGAGGAGGAUAGUGUCUGGUUUAACCAAAUUGGAGAUCAUCACAAACAAGCAAACUCAUUCAUUUGGAGAGGGGAAUGGUGAAAGUAUUAGUUUCAAGUCUCCGAUUUGGAAGCUUAAUUUGUUCUAGUAUUUUUUUUUUUAGGGAAUCGUGUAAGUUAUUCCAUGAACACGGUUCAUUUACUCUAUUUUAGAUCUUGGGACGUGUUGCCAUGUUUAUUAAAAUAUAAUGGGUAAAAAUAAAUCUCUAAUUACCCAUUUUUAUCUUAA
Molecule: messenger RNA, 2849 nt
Organism: Zingiber officinale
Lineage: Eukaryota; Viridiplantae; Streptophyta; Magnoliopsida; Zingiberales; Zingiberaceae
Product: probable disease resistance protein At4g19520
Exons: 3
Coding region: 1-1932 (643 amino acids)
Source: RefSeq, a predicted model, not a curated record